AGGAAAUCUGCGAAAAUUCUUCAGCCUGCGAGGAGAUCCGCAUGAUUUACAAGAAGUGCAAGGAGAUCGUGGAUCCUUUGCAGAUCGCCGAUCUGGAGACCAUUGUGGAGGCCUUUGAGGAGGGAAUACAUACCGAGUCGGGAAUCCAUAUCAAUGAAGGGGACGUAGAUGAAAAUUUCGGCUGUAACGGUUUGACAACCUCCGGAGAAGCUGCUCGUAGCAGCACCGGCAGUUCUGGAGCUCCUCCUUCGGUGCUAAACCAAGAACAAGAAACCGCCACCUCUUCCCAGCAUGAUUUUCACAUCGAUGACGACUUGCUGCAAAACGACCUGAACAUUCCGAACCGGGAAGAAGCCAUCACCUUGAUCGUCGCCUACUUUCUCCACUUUGGCGCCGUCUGGGUGCAGAAGUAUGUGGUUUUUGUCGACCCGAAUAGUAGUGACAAGAACAGCACUUCUCUGCUGUCGCCUUGUGCCUCCGCGCGCGGGUCGUCCGGAGGGGGAUUAUUAGGACCAGCACACCUGCAGCAGCCCACCAGCCCCCUGUCCUCCGGAAGGCUGCAGAAACAGAGUUGUGGUCGUGACCAAGUACAAGGUGCGCAUCCGUUUCGUGUGGAGGAAGAAGAUUCGGCCGUGGACCCAGUGCCGGAAAGUCAAUCCCCAGUCUUGCUGAUGCAGACCGGUAAAAAUACAGCUAGUAGAGCUUCCGGCAUUUUUUUGUCAAAAACGCACGGCCACCCUGGAAAUACAAAAUUGCACAGUACAACUUUUUCUGGAUACGGAAGGAUGGACGAGUCCAGUGAUGCGUUCUUCCGAGUUUUUAGCAGACCGGACGACCCGGAGAAGGCGCUCACGAAGCAGCCUGAUGUUCUCGCUUUGAAGGACCAUAGCGGGAUAAAUACAAACACCGUUGGCGGGAAAAAAACUACCAGUGAAGAAGAUUCCGCAGUUCUUGCACCAGUAGAUAACAAAAAGAAGAAUUCCACCACUACUAAGUCUUCCUCAGGCCUGUUUUCCUUUCUGGGGCUAAACCUCACCGAGUCGCUCUGCAUGACAACGGCUAAUCGAAAAUCGGAUGGGGUGGAGAUCAGAGAUCAAAAACAGAAUCGGCCAACAUCUACUCCCACCGGUCCGACCGCCGUAGGAUCAUGUAGUAGAUCUUCAAUCACGAUGAAGAUGGGUGAACAUCAUGAUCAGGGCGGCAGCUGUGAGAUGAGUGAUAAGCUUGAGCCAGCUCGGAGCAGCAGCUGUAGGACGCUGAAAACUACUGCGACUACGUCUACCGCCGGCGCGUCUGCAAAUUCAUCUCUUCGAUCUACAAACAGGAAUUCCGCCUCGGUUGAGGUAGAGUCUCCGACUUCUACCUCCUUUCUCGACUACCUGUUCAACUUCACCGCGCUGCGCGAGUCGUUGACCAGUCUUUCCAUCCCGUGCUCGGCGAACAGCAGAAGGGACCACGAGCAAGCCGACGCGCUGAUGCAGGACCUGGAUUACCUCUUCGGCAACGACCUGCACAACGCUAGUCUCGCGAGGUUCAACGAAUCGAGGAACAGAGGCGAUUUGAACCGAUUGUACCGUUUGAACGCCGAUGAACCCGAAGACCGCACGGCUGGUGAUCCUACAACUCGUGGUUCGAAAGAGGACGAGGGAAGUGGUGGUCAUAAAAGUCAGGGUGGUUUUCCUUCUACUUCUGCUGCCUCAUGUUCUUCCGCCGCCUCGAAUCUCAAUUAUCCCUUUUUCUCCCCCUCCACGGCUGUGACGAACGAGAAAAAGCUCAGCUGCGCCAGCUCGGUGAUCAGUUCGGUUGGGGAAAAAGAGAACGAGUCCCUAAUCCGGAUUUCCAACGAGUUUCUCUUGAAGAGUUUGGAGCCCUACGUAGUGAAGAAGGUGGUCUUAGCGAGGCAUAGCACGACCACCGGAGCGAGGACCAUUGCUGGCGGUGAUUCCAUCUUCCAGGGCGGAGCAAGUGGCUCUAGUGCGGGGUUUGGUGGACGACCUACAGCGUCUGUGAGUACUAGCUCCUCAGGCAGUUGCACGGGAUCCUCUUCGUCGGCAUCUCGGACGCAGAAGAAGCCGACUGUGAUUUUGAAGCAGGGAGUUCUCUACCCUCUGCUGAGCGACGAGCAGCGAGCCGCUUUUUUGACUCGGGUGUACGCGGAUAUGGAGAGGUUUGAUCUUCCCAAUGCGGCAGACUGCAGAACCAGUGUGGAGCAUUUUGUGGUUCCAGAAUCGUGCUCUGGGUCUGCAGACCGCGGAGGAGGCGGUCUAUUCAAGCAAGAACAGCAGACUACACCCGCAGCCGGUGGUUCGUUCGUGCCUUACACCGGCGGAGGCGCAACUACUGCAGCAACGUCUGCCCCCGCGGCCGCGCCGUCACCUUCGAGCACGUCGGCGAGCGCUCCCACGCCGAGCUUCUUUCAAGCGACCUCAAGCUUCUUCGCAGAGAAUUUUCCUUCUUUGCUUUCUGCUUCGCCUACCACCGUGACAGCGACAAGCGGCCCGACGGCAGUAGACGAGGCAGCAACACAAAUUAUGGUGGCACCAGGAGGAGCUAGAGCAUCAUCCUCAUCCUCGUCUAGGGAGCAUCAAACGCAACAAGCUCCAAAAUCGAGUAGUUCGGUUCUGCCGUCGGGCGAUUUGCCGUUUACACGAAAGGUAAGUCCCGCGUUAUCGCAGCCUACAACAAAGUCCACGAACGAAGAGGAGAUGAGCCGGCUGCGGCGAAGACUGACCGACUCCUGGCUGGCGCUGCAACAAAAGUACCAGAGCGAGGUAGACUACGUUUCACCUCGGGACGACAGUGAGGACGAGGAGAGUACAAAAAUUCCGAGUCGGGUCGUUGCGAAACGGAAUGACGGAGAACAGAGAAGCACAACAGCUUCUGCCACAGUAGGUUCGGCACCCUCAGCUUUCGUUCCGAAUCGCGGUCCGCAAGCGACUGCGCCCCCACGGGAACAAUCUGUUUUUCUUGAGGGCGAUGCGGUCAUAAAGAUCGUGAAUAGUAGCUGCAAGAAUGAUGUGGAAGGAAAAGAUCAAAAGCAACGUGAAGUAGUAGUUCUACAGCCGGUCGAACAGAAAGCAGGCAUGCUGUCACAAUCGUCCCACAACUUUCCGGAAAAAAAGAAAAAAAGAACAUCAAGCGACAAAGAUGACGUGGAAAUGAAAGUGGAUGACACUAUGGAGAUGGAGCUGGAGAAUGUAGUAGAGAAUGAUAUCGCCGGGGACCAGGUCGUCAACGUGGUGUCUUGUAAAGAACCGGAACUUCAUCUUCUAUCGGCUGAGAGUCAGCAGGACCAAGCAAAUAAUGACGAUGAUGAGUUUGACAAUGAUGCAGGGACCGCGACCACGGCGCCAGACCUGUCCUGCAAACACGGAGAUAUGCUCGAUGAUCAGGAUUUCUCUGGCGCCACAACCACCGCAGAGUCAAGCCCCUUCAGUCAGUCGUCUUACGCGAGGGGAAGAAUAUAAAGCAGGUCGGGGUCGUCACCACGAGGAAAAAUAUCAAGUAGUUUCUGCAAAGGUUCUGAGAUUAGUAUUAGUUUCAUCCACUUCGUACUCGUGCUGGUGUUUUUUCCCCGCGUAGGAAAUUCAUAGCCACACUGUGCGUUUUUUCCCGCGUGGACCCAGAUCUGUCGUUUUUCUUUGUACAGGAUACCUCCUCGAGUGUGACAACGUCGAAUCAAUGUAGUACCAGUUGCCAGUCGACGCACUGUGCGCAGGACCCAGGGGAGUCGUCGCUGUGCGAAGGGGACGCUUUUAGCGCUACCAGGCAGGAUCUACUAGUGCGGCGUCAUGGUACUCCUGCUUCAGCUGGAGGUGCGGGGAUUCUUGCCGGUCUGCAGCAACAUACCCAACAACUCCAAGCAGCUUUGUGUAGUUCCGAGCAGCGGGGACACUUGAUGAUGCAGGAAAAUAUUCACUCGGCCUGCAUGACUGCGACCACGUCGGCUCUGAUGCAACAGCGUCACGGAUCGGGCACAUCAGGAAAGGCACCACAACCCCAGCCUCCAGUGUUGUCCGCGGAACUUUUACACGAGCAAGAUGACCUGAGCCCACUCGUUGCGCCGCGUGGGCCGUACACAAGUGCUCCGGCGUUUUCCGUGACAUCCUCCGGGGCGAAUCACAAAGCAGGCUUUGUUUUGCCGCACCACCCUGCCAAAAUGAGGAAAUCCUGGAGUUGGACAAAUUCUAAUCGGCUGAAGAGCGGCGCGGUUGUUUUAUCCGGAACAUCCGCCCCCCCAUCCGCAAAAUCAACGCCAACGGGCAGCACUUCGAAAAACGGCACAGACAGCAAGGGCAAUUUGGUACUCCUGCCGCCGGAAAUAUUGCAAAAAGGGACUACCCUGCAGCCCUCGCUGCCCGGUGUAAGCAGCGCAACGUCCGAGCUGCAGGAGGCCUUUCUCGCAGCUGGAGAUCGCGACCAGUUCCUACACCGCGGCAGAGGCGAUGGAGAGCUUCUUCAUACGGCUCUGGGACUUGUUGCGGAGGGAAGCGGCGAUUCUGUUCGCGCCACCGGUGCGGCAGAUCUAAGUCCUCUCGUAGACCACCAGCACACGCGCAAGCGGGAAAGUUGGGUUCCGGCAAGGCAGAGGCAUGCGAGUACAACUGCGAGUAAGCUUAUGGCCCUGCGUCAACAUUAUCCGCAGACACAAUCUCACCUUCGACUGCAUCAACAGCGCGGAGCUCCUGCCAGGGGCUCGAAAGAUUUCAACACCGGUUCAACAUCUCUGCUUCCGCACAAUCUGCCCCCCUCGUCGGACAGCGCCGCCGCGGGGACGAGAAUUCAACAAGAGGACGAGGUUCUUGAUCCAGCAGAGCGAAACAAGACGGCAAGAGUGGCCGGCCUGGUGCAGGAACAACUCUUGGACGACGAGGAUGGACAUCCGCAUGAUCAAGAGGGCAACAGGAUGAAUAACAGAGAAGUGGAUGUUGAAACGGCAGCGGACCAUGCUGCCGUGCCUAGAAUUUUCUACAACUCGAAGACGGAUACCUCCAUCGCUAUUCCGCCGUUGCAGUUGUCGAGCAUUGCGACCGCGUCUCCCUCGUCCUCCGGGCUUCUGUCGAGGAACCAAGACGGCUCCGAUGCCGACGACGAGUGGUCCGCAACGUACGCAAGAAAAAAACUGUGUAAGUGUAAGUUUGUGUUGAAGAACAUGCAACAGAGUUGCGCUUGUCAUGCCAGACAGCCAUGAAGUCCUCUUUUCAUGUGUGUUUUCCCUUACAAGCCACGCAUGACAGGUUUUCUCUGUCAUGUAGAGCAAAUUUGUGAUGCUGUUUCUCAAAGAAAGUUACACUUACACACUUUUUUUCUUGGAUACAACGGAGGCGGGGAGUAGUAUGUCGCUCUCGUUUUCCACGACCAUCGUUGGCAGACAAGAACUGGUCCAGCCGUGGGCUCCCACGGAAUGACAACUGAUUGCUCACUCAAGUACUCGGAAAGAGCAGGCGUAAUGUCGACACGUAUCUACUACGUACACCUUGUUUAUUUAUUGCACGAAGGACUCAUGUGCGAGGAGACAAUGUUACUGCCUCAAUGAAAACGCGAGCUUAUUGUUAUCAAGAUCAUCCGUAUUGGAGGCAGUGGUUUGAAAUGACUUCUGAGAAGUAUGAUAGAUAAAUAGCUGGAAAGACGAAAGAACCCGAAACCGUAUGGUUGUGAUUGUGUUGUGGAUUACAUUCUAGUAGAAUAUAGAACUUCAUCUGCUGUUACUUCCCCGAUGCCUCUGAAUUGUAGAGCUUGCGUUUGUAAAUGAAAUGAAUACAACCACGAAAGGAACAAUCUUUUCACUGGUGUUCGAUAGAAGCUUCACUCAGGUUUUUUACUUUUCUAUUUGUUUGAAUGAGUAUUCGGAGUUUGAAAUAUUUUCACUCCGUUUUAGCAUAUUGGUACGUACUGAAAGUGAAAUUCCUACUUCUUACUUGCGAAACAGGACGUUGCAUGCGUAGUGGUCUUUGACUUACCACAAGUUUCUGCGACAACACAAAUGUUUUCAGAAAUAGUCAAAGUUGCUAAACAAA
This is a messenger RNA of Amoebophrya sp. A120, 6017 nucleotides long. The record is from the annotation of a GenBank genome assembly. NCBI's taxonomy places the organism in Eukaryota, Dinophyceae, Syndiniales, Amoebophryaceae.